This is a messenger RNA of Achroia grisella, 562 nucleotides long. RefSeq lists its product as uncharacterized. Lineage: Eukaryota; Metazoa; Arthropoda; Insecta; Lepidoptera; Pyralidae. The coding region runs from base 110 to 562 and encodes 150 amino acids. The transcript has 4 exons. The record is from RefSeq and is a predicted model, not a curated record.
CGUUCGAAAUAGUCAUUUGUGAUUUAACUGUGACACUGCUGCGUCGUGAUGUGAUGUGAUAUUGUUGUUUUUGUUUAGUGUUGUUUGUGUUGUGUAGUUUUAAGUGACUAUGUCGGAGGAAAGGUCGCGGCGGUUGUCGCAGAUCUUCGACCCACUGUCGAGGUUCACGGAUCAUGCCGGGGCGAGCCAUUCUGCAAGUACUCCGAGCAGUCCUCGUUUAUUGCCGAGGAGAGCGAGAGAUCCGCCGCCACCGCCACCUAGGCCAAUUGCUCACCCCUCGCGGUUUGAUCCCUUGGAGUACGGAUUGGCAACGGCCGAGGCUUCCGUGAACUGGCAAGAGCGAUGUCUGGAACUACAGUUGGAAUUGCAUAGGAGUCGCCACCAGGCAACCAGAGUUCGAGACAUGCUGAGAGAUAAGAAUCAAUAUAUAUUGCUACCUGUUAACGCCCUAGCAGAGGCGAGGAUGCGGGGGAAGCGGGAGGAAGUCGAUCGACCGUGGACAGUAUUACUCAUAAAGACGCGCGAGCGAUAUGGCUUCGGAGUACGAUUUGAUAAGGAGUAG